This is a messenger RNA of Lates calcarifer (barramundi perch), 1908 nucleotides long. RefSeq names its product N-acetylneuraminic acid phosphatase (gene nanp). Gene Ontology annotation, molecular function: hydrolase activity. Lineage: Eukaryota; Metazoa; Chordata; Actinopteri; Centropomidae. The transcript has 3 exons. Bases 30 to 920 code for a protein of 296 amino acids. The record is from RefSeq and is a predicted model, not a curated record.
AGAAAGAAUUCCUCCGUUUCCUUAGAUGAAUGAAAGAUACUCACAGAGUCCUGGUCCUGGAGUCGUCCUCCCCCUCGAUGAACCUCCAACAAGGAUUAAACCUGCAGUCGCUGAUCGCUUGCCAGAACUACAACCCCCAGGAUGCAGUUCACCCGGCAGCUUCCGCGUGUAGUCGUGGAAUGACAGCAAUGGAGGAGAAAACUGUGAAGGCGAUAUUAUUUGACCUGGACAACACACUCAUUGAAACGAGUCGGGCAGGAGCAGUGGCGAUACAAAAGACCAGUGAACUUUUGAAGACCACAUUAGGCCUUGAUGAUAAAACCACCAGCAGCAUUUGUGACAAGUUCAAGCACAAGCUUUUCCAUGAGAGUUUUGACCCAGCUGCAGGCAGAUCCAUAGACGAUGUCCGAGUGGGUCACUGGGAGGAGAGCAUCCAGGAGACUCUGGGCGGUAGUUCGACUCCAUCUCUGGCAGCUCAGUGCUACACCCUGUGGAAAAGCAGCCGCCUGGAGCUCCUCAGCCUGUCCCCUCAGAUCUGCGACCUCCUGAAAAACCUGCACCGCCGAUACAAGCUGCUGCUGCUGACCAACGGGGAGGCUCAGACCCAGAGAGAGAAGGUUGACGCCGUCGGAUGUGAGGAGUUCUUUGACGCCGUCGUGAUCGGGGGAGAGCAUCCAGAGCAGAAACCAUACAUCUCCAUCUUCACAUUGUGUUUCCAGAAGCUGGAGGUGGAGGCCCAGGACUGCAUCAUGGUCGGAGACUCUCUGGACACAGAUAUCCAGGGGGGGUUUAACGCCAGAGUGCGGGCCACGGUUUGGAUCAGCGGUGCAGGAGGUGCUGUGCCGGACGGUUCAGUGAAACCAGACUACACCAUCCCCACUGUGCUGGACCUCCCACAGGUUCUGGAGCAGCUGAAAUAAGGACAACUGGUGACUGAAACCAUGUGGACAUGUUUAACUCUGGGUACGUUUAAAGAUGAAUGUCACAUGGAGGUGUGGGACAGGUGUGGGGCAGGUGUGGGGCAGGUGUGGGGCACUCAGGUAUCAACUAUUUAUUCACACAGUGGUGCAGAGUAACACACUACAUUUACUCAUGUUACUGUACUUAAAUAUAAUUUUGUGUAGACCUUUUUAUUGAAGAGGAAGAUCUUUUUUGUUUAACCAGAAACACUAUAUAUCACUACCAGACUCCAUUGACAAAAGCAUGAAUUUUACUGUGCAGAACACAGGAGCUGCUGGAAUACCACAGGUAGUUUGUUUGCUUUAUUGUGUUGUAGCUUUACUUACAUAAAGUAUCUGAAUACUUCUUCCAUCACUGAAAGUCACACAAUAACACAAACAAACUAACAGAUAGAGGCAGUGGUAUUCCAGCAGCUCUUGUGUUCUGCUUGGUAAAAAUCAGUGUUUUUGUCAAUGGAGUCUGGUAUUGAUAUUUAGUGACGUUUCUGGUUAAACAAAAAGGAUCUUACUCUUUAAUUAAAAGCUCUGUCUCUGUAGUAUUCCUAUCCAUGAGGUUGUCAGGCACUAUUAAUACUACUACUACUACUACACUAAUAUCAGUCUGAACCUGUCAGCUUAAAAAAUACAAUAGACUGUUUUGGUAGUUUAAGCACUUAAGUCAUUUUACUUGGGAUUUUAAAGCAGAACUUUUACUUGUAAUGGAAUAUGGAGUACUUCUCUUAAAUAAUGGAUCAGAAUACUUUUUUCACAACUGUUCACACAUAAGAAUCAGCAUGAGAACAGUGGUACAGAACAUAAUUUUUAUUCAACACUAAGAAUGACUGUACAAAAAAGGCCUUUGGGUUAUUUUUACACACCUCCACAGAACACGUCAAUACAUUCAUUCCAUCCUUUUCAGUCAUUUCCUCAAAGUCUUAGAUAAUAAAACACUUUUCAGACUUUUCACUCA